Molecule: messenger RNA, 4017 nt
Organism: Nymphalis io (European peacock)
Lineage: Eukaryota; Metazoa; Arthropoda; Insecta; Lepidoptera; Nymphalidae
Gene: pod1
Product: coronin-7
Exons: 23
Coding region: 151-3846 (1231 amino acids)
Molecular function (GO): protein binding
Source: RefSeq, a predicted model, not a curated record
UCGAAAUGGCCGACGUUUAGGGGGAGUGUCUUCUACCUAGCGGAAAUCUGUUUCUGAGUGAUAUAUCUCGCAAAGAUACCGUCAGCCUCUAGUGAGGCUCCACUACAUUCCAUUUAUAAAAGACUGAUAACUUUUUAAAAUUGGCUGAAAAUGGCCUGGCGUUUUAAAGCCUCUAAGUAUAAAAAUGCAGCACCCAUUGUGCCAAAACCCGAAGCAUGUAUACGGGAUAUUUGUGUCGGGUCAUAUCAGACUUAUGGGAACAAUAUAUGUGCAUCAGCUGCUUUUAUGGCAUUUAACUGGGAACAUGUAGGGUCCAGUAUGGCAGUACUUCCACUAGAUGACUGUGGGAGGAAAAGCAAAACGAUGCCAUUGUUACAUGCACAUUCCGACACUAUUACUGAUAUGGAGUUUUCUCCAUUCCAUGAUGGUCUGCUGUUAACAGGAUCACAAGACUCUUUGGUGAAAGUAUGGCAUAUACCACCAGAAGGACUCAAGGAAUCUCUAUCGGUUCCUGAAUGUACUUUAUCACAGAAGCAGCGAAGGGUAGAGAAUGUGGGCUUUCAUCCAGUGGCAGAUGGUCUCAUACAUGUUGCUUCCGGACAUGACUUUGCUUUGUGGGAUUUGACCACACAGAAGGAAGCUUUUGUAAAUAAAGAUCACACGGAAGUCAUCCAGUCAACAUCUUGGAAGAAAGACGGAAAGUUAGUAGCGACGUCAUGCAAGGACAAAAAAGUUCGCAUUUUGGAUCCCAGAGCUGACAGUCCCGUGCUCGGCGUCGCCAACAGUCACCAGAAUAUUAAGGACAGUCGCCUGGUGUGGCUUGGAGACACUGAUAGAAUUCUCACUACUGGUUUCGACUCAGCUCGCCUCCGUCAGAUAAUGAUCCGCGAUAUUCGUAACCUGUCGCAAACCCAGAAAACAUUAGAACUGGACUGUUCAACGGGUGUGUUGAUGCCAUUGUUUGACCCCGACACUAACAUGCUGUUCCUCGCCGGGAAGGGAGAUACGACAAUAUUAUACAUGGAGCUGAGCGAGCGAGAGCCUUACCUUAUUGAGGGAUUGAGGCACUCUGGCGAACAAACUAAGGGGGCAUGCUUAGUGCCGAAGCGUGCUCUUCGAGUGAUGGAGGGCGAAGUGAAUCGUGUCCUGCAACUCGCUGGCUCCUCGGUCGUGCCCAUCAUGUACCAAGUGCCUAGGAAGAGUUACCGCGAGUACCACGCGGACCUGUACCCCGACACGCGCGGCGCGCUCACGUACCUCAGCGCGCCGAUGUGGCUGCAGCACCUGGACUGCGCCCCGCCCACCGUGUCGCUGCACCCCGACCAGCGCCUCGCGCAGACGCACAGAGGAAAUCUCGAAGAUUUUGUCAAAGCGAUCUUAGCGAUGCCUUCGCCGAAGAAAAGUGAACCGAAGCCAAUCGUGACCCAGAAGUCAGAAGACCCGACGAAGCAAAAUCAAAAAUCAGCUCAACCUGAACCCACGGAUGAUGAUAGAAUAGACUUCGUUAACGUGAAAGACCUCAUCAAAGGCAUGGAGAAACAGAAAUCGGAACCGAGAGACUAUUCCAAGGAUACGAAUGGUAUCCACAAGAAGAUAACUGAUAACGGUCACGAUUAUGAUAGAAAACUAGAAGAUGAUGUUGAAACACAAAGGACUGACGAAGAUACUGAAAAGACUAUCAAAUCUGAUAAAUCUCUUGAAAAGACCGAAAGCUCAGACUCAUCCGAGUCGCUGUCGAGAAGCAAUAGUUACAUAAAUGGUGUUCCCGUUCAAGUGCCGAAGCCCUUGCCAAGGUCAUCUAUAUCGGAAGCCGGGUCUUCUGAUGAUCAGGUCUCGGAAGCGCCCAAGCCUAAACCGAGGACUACAUCUGUUCCUGGCUCUGGUUAUAAGCCUCGUUUGGGACCAAAGCCGUUCUCAGCAUCGGCCGGUAGCGAAGAGUUCUCGUUCGAUAAAGUGUUCUCCGUGCCAGCCGUGCCCGGACUCACUAAAUCUGAUUCAGGUUUAUCUCCGGUCGCGUCCGAUGCCCGUCCGGUCAGAGACGACGAAAAGGAGAAGUCAUUAUCACCAACUAGUGAUGUUGAAGUCGCUGCUAGUAAAGAAGAAUAUACAAAUGGAAAAUCUGACACGAGCUUGGAAGAGGAAGUGAACUCUUCCGAUUCAGGAUACAGACCCAAGACACCCGGUACGGCUGAGAGGAGAAAGAUGUUUGAGACUACCGACGGCAGCAGUCAGUCGAUAGCAGAGCGUCGCCGCGCGUACGAGGCGCGCUCCGUCAGCGUCGCCAACGAAGAGCCGCCCGCCUCGCCCGCGCCGCUCAGACGUAGAGAUUCAUUAAAAUCUCGCAAGAGUCCAGAGCGCGAGGAAAAACGAUCUUCUGUGCCCAAUGUCACCACUAAAAGAACAUCUACAGUAUUUGGUAAAGUAUCCAAGUUCCGGCACCUGAAGGGCACGCCUGGACACAAAUCCACUCACGUGGAGAACAUCAAGAACAUUAGCAGACAGAUCUCCGGGGAAUGCAACGGUUUCUACGGCAACGGCGUGCGCUGCGGCGUGCCGGUGGGCGGCGGCGGCGGCGGCGGGCGGCUGGGCGUGGUGGAGCUGCCGGCGGGCAGCACGCGGGCCGCGCGCGCCGCGCCGCGCCACCCCGCCGCGCUGCACCCGCCCGCGCUGCUGCACGCCGCGCCGCUCACCGACUGGGCCUUCGACCCCUUCGACCCGCACCGCCUGCUCGUCGCCUGCGACGACGGGCAGGUGCGCGAGUGGAUCCUGCCCGCCGACGGUCUCCAAGAAUCGACGAACGAGCCCAAUCGCACCUUCUCGGCUCACCCCGACAAGAUAUACAUAAUCCGCUUUCAUCCGACCGCCGCCGAUCUCCUGACCACGGCCGCCCACGAUCUCACCAUCAAGAUUUGGGACCUCAGCCAGGAGACUCCGACGGCUGAGAUCACGCUGACCGGUCACACUGAUCAGAUAUUUGCGUUAGAUUGGUCGACAUGUGGGGAAUACUUAGCCACUGUGUGUAAGGAUGGUAACAUACGGAUAUUCAAGCCGCGCUCGUCGGCGGAGGCGGCGCGGCGCGGCGCCGGGCCCGCGGGCAGUCGCGGCGCGCGCGUCGUGUGGGCGCUGCACGACACGCACCUCGUCGUCACCGGCUUCGACAAGGUCUCGGAGCGGCAGAUCUUGCUGUACAAUGCGUCGGAUUUGGCCGCUCCGCUUUGCACGGUGGGCCUGGACGUGUCGCCCGCCAUACUGCACAUACACCUCGAUCACGACUCCAACACGCUCUUUCUCACCGGGCGAGGUGAUUCCACGAUCUACUGCUACGAAGUGACGAGUGAGGCGCCCUACCUGUGCGCCCUGUCUCAUCACCGCUGCUCCACUCUGCACCAGGGCAUUGUUUUCCUACCGAAGAAUCUGCUCGCCGUGGAGAAGGUGGAGUUCGCACGUGCGCUGAGACUGACGAAUGGUAACAUCGAACCACUGUCGUUCACGGUGCCCAGAAUAAAAAGCGAGCUGUUCCAGGACGACCUGUUCCCGCCCACGCUGGUGACGUGGGAGAGCUGGCAGUCGGCGCGCGACUGGCUGGCGGGCGGCCGCGUUCCCGCGCGCACGCACAGCCUGCAGCCGCCCGGCAUGGACACGCUGUCGAGUCAUACGGCUGCCGCACCGGCCAAGGAGAAGCCUCCGCAGAAACCCAAACCAGAUCUCAUCAAAUCUCACGUACCCAUGGACCCUAAGGAUAAACAGGAGAGUAUAAUGAAGUCGAUGAGUGCUAAAGUUACUAUGAAUCUCAAGCUGGAACAGGACAGUAUGGAGGGGGUCGACGAGUCGGAAUGGGACCAAUGAGAAUCCUGUGGAGACUCCAAGAGAACGAAUGAAUGAACGAACGUAUGAAAAAUUCACUGAAUGUAUUUGAAUUAUAAUAUUCUUAAAUCCAUUCAUUAUUGAAAAGUAUUAAACUAAAUUAGUUCUUUAUGAAAACAUAAAUGAAAUUAUAUGAGUUUCGCGGUAUUUCAA